Messenger RNA from Carlito syrichta (Philippine tarsier), 862 nucleotides. It is a transcript of the gene RPL26, whose product is annotated as ribosomal protein L26. Gene Ontology annotation, biological process: cytoplasmic translation; ribosomal large subunit biogenesis. The record is from RefSeq and is a predicted model, not a curated record. NCBI's taxonomy places the organism in Eukaryota, Metazoa, Chordata, Mammalia, Primates, Tarsiidae. The coding region runs from base 385 to 822 and encodes 145 amino acids. Gene Ontology annotation, cellular component: ribosome; cytosolic large ribosomal subunit. The transcript is spliced from 4 exons. Gene Ontology annotation, molecular function: structural constituent of ribosome; RNA binding.
GGCUGCGGGUGAGGACUCGCCGGGCGAGCUAGUGUAAUCUGCAGCCAUCCGUUUUGGGACACCGUGGCUGCCGUCUUCGGGAGCUCUGAGAUUCUCCCGCCAGCCGAUUAGAAGUCAGAGAGGGGGGCGUUGGGAUGGUUUCGACCUGUUUUUUCAGUUCAAGGGCCGCCAGGCCGGAGAGGAAUGGAGGGACGGGGAAUUUGGGAACUCGGAAGGAACUCGGGGGAGGGAGCCUGUGGAGCUAGAGUCAGGUCUGUCCGGUGUAGUUUCUAAAGAAUGGUCUCGAAGUAAUUUCUCGGUAGAGCCUUCACGGAAUUUCCAGACCGCGCUCGCCUAUUGGAAAGUAUUUUGGACCCGAGUUGUGUGCAGGAUUUUCCAGCCAAAAUGAAGUUCAAUCCCUUUGUGACUUCAGACCGAAGCAAGAACCGCAAAAGGCAUUUCAAUGCACCUUCCCACAUUCGCAGGAAGAUUAUGUCUUCCCCUCUCUCCAAGGAGCUGAGACAGAAGUACAAUGUUCGAUCCAUGCCCAUCCGAAAGGAUGAUGAAGUUCAGGUUGUGCGAGGUCACUAUAAAGGUCAGCAAAUUGGCAAAGUAGUCCAGGUUUACAGGAAAAAAUAUGUCAUCUACAUUGAGCGGGUGCAGCGGGAAAAGGCAAAUGGCACAACUGUUCAUGUGGGCAUUCACCCCAGCAAGGUGGUUAUCACUAGGCUUAAACUGGACAAAGACCGCAAAAAGAUCCUUGAACGGAAAGCCAAAUCUCGCCAAGUAGGAAAGGAAAAAGGCAAAUACAAAGAAGAAACCAUUGAGAAGAUGCAGGAAUAACGUAAUCUUAUACAGAACUUCCAUUAAAAACUGCUAACAU